AUGACUAAACCUCAAGUUUUAUUUAUUGGAGAUUUGGAUACUUCAUUACCAGAAUAUAUCGAUUUUACAACUAAAUUUGAAGUUUUAACUUAUAAGAUCACCACUUUAAAAGAUUUACUUGAUAAAUUUGAAACUGAAUUCUCUCAAAUUGAAGCCAUUUAUGGAUCAUGGUUAGGUUUUGUUCCAUUAGGUGGAUUCAAAGGUGAAAUCUUAGAACAUGCUCCUUCAAGUUUAAAAGUGAUUGCUAUUUGUUCAGUUGGAUUUGAUGGAUAUGAUGGAAUUGAAAUGGCCAAAAGAGGUAUAGCUCUUACUCAUGUCCCAUCUGAAGGUGCUGCUGAACCUGUGGCUGAUUUAGUAUUAUAUAAUACAUUGGCAAGUUUCAGACAAUUCAAUAAAUAUGAAAGAACUUUCAAAGAUAAUAAUCAUACUGUUAAAUUUAGAAAAGUUUUAGAUGAUGAAUUAGAAUUUGAUAGUGAAAAAGGAUUAACCAGACUUAAUACCAAUCAUACUGAAUAUCAUUUCGGUCAUUACAUUAACAAUAGACCUAAUUUAAAUCCAAGAAAUCAUAAUGUGGUUAUUGUUGGAUUUGGGAAUAUUGGUAAAACCAUAGGGAAGAAAUUAAAUGAUAUAGGGAUGAAUGUUCAUUAUAUAAAGAGAACUCCAUUAAGUACUCAUGAAGAAGAAAAGUUAGGUUAUAAAGCCACUUAUCAUUCAAAUAUCUUAUCAACGAAAUCAUUUGUUGAUUUAAUUGUUAUUGCAUGUCCAGCCACUCCAGAAACUAAACAUCUUAUAAAUGAUGAAAUCAUCGAAUCAAUUGAACAUCCAUUUAGAAUCGUAAACAUCGGAAGAGGGAUAAUCAUUGAUGAAAAAUCAUUAGUUAAAGGUUUAAAAUCAGGUAAAGUGUUAUUUGCUGGUUUAGAUGUUUAUGAAAAUGAACCAACAGUAAAUGAAGAAUUAUUUGAUAGACAAGAUGUAAUCUUAACUCCCCAUAUUGGAGCUUCUACAGUUGAAAAUUUCAAUUUCACAUCUAUUCAAGCCUUAAAAAAUAUUGAAAAUGUAUUAUUGCAAAAUGGAACUGGUUUAAAUAGAGUUAAUUAG
Scheffersomyces coipomensis is the source of this 1098-nucleotide messenger RNA. Its product is annotated as glyoxylate reductase. Gene Ontology annotation, molecular function: NAD binding; glyoxylate reductase (NADPH) activity; hydroxypyruvate reductase [NAD(P)H] activity. The record is from RefSeq and is a predicted model, not a curated record. Gene Ontology annotation, cellular component: cytosol. The transcript has a single exon. The coding region runs from base 1 to 1098 and encodes 365 amino acids. Lineage: Eukaryota; Fungi; Ascomycota; Pichiomycetes; Serinales; Debaryomycetaceae.